AUUGUCGUUGCUGCACUUGUAACAGUAAACAUCACAUUCUUUUUGAAAAGUCACGCAAAACCUUAGCAAGUAAGUUGUCCAGCAGUAAAAAAUAGAGUUAAAGGUAAGCAUUUCUUUUGACAGUGUUUUCCAAAUCAAAUAAAGAGUACAAGUGAACAUUUUUCAAUGAUUGACUGUGAGCAAGGAAUGUUGAUUCAUUGAAUAGGACUGACCACUGCAGUAGAUUAAGAAGAUUCGUUCAGUGAUUUAAUCGGUGUUGGUGAGAGAAUACAAGUAGUAUAAAUUAUUGCUCAAUCACGCAUAGGCGAGUGAGUGGUUUACCAGUAGGUGGUGAUCAUCGAGGAAAACGUGCUCGGAAAAACUGAGCGAGUUUAUGAGUGACCGAUUAAUCCGCUGAUUUGGUCGGUGGUUGGUUCUCAGUCCCUUUCACGAAGCCUAGCCAGUCAGUGCUCACAACGCAGUAGCUUGGUGCACAACAUACGUCGUUAAGCUUCCGGAACAGUACGUACAUUUCAUGUGGUGGAAUGACGAAUCAAACCAAUCGACUCCAAUAAACCCGAAGAGCAUAACGAGAAAAAGCAACAAAAGCAGCAGCAGCAAAGCAUAGGUGGAAAGAAAAAUAUUGGUCAUUCGUACACACAGUGACAGAAAAAUCUCCGCCGAAUAUAACUCGCGCCUGUCGUGUCCCCUCGUUUUUAUUUAACUUUCCUGUAUCUCUCACGCUUUUGUGAUUGUGUGAAUGUUGAGGCUCUGGUACUGCACUUGCGCAAUAGUUGUCGCGUCUCAUGCUCGCAUAUGUGAUAAAAUUUGAAGUGAAGUCUCGACAGGGAAAUCGUUCAGAGAGUCUUUGUAGCACAGCAGAAGUGGCAGAAAGUAGAUAUUUGUGAAUUCGUAGCUGACAGUGGAAGAAUUCUGAAUCCCCCCGUGCGUUGGCUGCUGUGAACAUUUCCAACAGAUGAAAAAAGUGUGAUAAAACCAGUUUUGUGAAACGCUUAGGUAACGCUUUAGUUACGGGUAGAUUGAAAUUCGAUAGUUACGGGUAAAGGUGAACCACAGUGCGUAAAGAUCUUCGAUGCUUUUCGAAAAGUUGUGCGAAAAAAUUUGUGAAAUCAAUUUCUGCUCUGCACGGGAAUUAUCCCCACAGCUCCCAAAACGUCAAAAAGUGAGAGUCUCUGGCACGUCGUAGAAUAGGCUGGUGACGCGCUUGAGCAAGAGCAGCACUAGUGAGUUUACCAGAUCCUCCACCAGGGAGAGCGCGCACGCAGAAGAUAUACACAAUCCAAUACAAGCUCAGCCAGCUCGUGGUUCGCACAAAUCGGUGUGUGGCUGUGCAUGAGUGUGAUUGCAGAGAGAGUGACCAGCUUGUUCAAUCGUGUUCCGAGUUUGGCCUCUGGGCUCACAGAUUGUGUUUCUAGACCAACAGCGCCAGUAGCCAAUCGGUAGGAGGGAGAAAGUCCUAGUGUGUCUUGUGUGUGGACAGGAAAAAUAAAUCAAAACUCGUGGAAACAAAUUCCAAACAUACCGUAAAGAAUUUUAUCGCAAUUUCCGAUUCUCAACCGAACCACAGUCAAUCCGUCAAAGUGUAUUCCAACGCUGAUAGUGUUAUUAAUAUGGCCGCAGAUGCCGCAAUGGAUACUACCUGCCCAAGUCCCGAAUUAGGGGAUUCCCGCAAACGACCCCUGGAUGAUGGGACCGACGACGGAACUUCCAAAAGGUCUCACUUCAGCACCAACGGAUAAGAAAUGUAAGAAUCAAUUUUGAGCCCUUGUACGAAAACCAAAAUGAAGUUUUAGCAAAUCCAAUUGAGCGCAAAAGCCCAAAAUAAAGUUCAAAUCAUUCCGAAAUGUUGUUACACGAAGCCUAAAUUAGGAAGCAAAUGGUGACAGUGUGUGAGUGUGUCAAUUUUUUAUUACUUCUACUACUUCUACUACCAACUACUAUCACAAAUACUCCUGUUACGUAAACAUCAUCGAGAACGCCUAGCCAGAGCUGCGUCAUCGCGGGCGGCUGCAAUUUACACAUCCAAACGACUAGAGACCGACUGCCAAGAGUUAACUGAUCACUACUCAAUGUAAAUAACCAUCGUGGAUACAUUUGCAAAACGAGCGUAAUCGGAUGCGUUCUAGUCUGAUCACCGACAUCAUUCGAGAAAUCCAUAUGCGUACGUUUGCCAACACUACACCAACUAUAUAACGGCUGCAUUUUCGUGUUCGAUUCGGUUAUUCGAUUAUCGAUAUCCUUAAUAAUUCAAAUCACAAGAAAAAUAAAAAGUGCAAUUAUAGUGUUUUAUAAAAAAAAAUCAGCGGAGUUGUUUAUCUUAGAACAAAUCGUCUCUUUUCUCGAAACACACAACGGUACAUCCGUGUAAAGGAUACCCAAUGUUGAAUAGCCAACAUCAGUCACCGGCAGCCUCACAGCACCAGCAACAGCAACUCCACCAUACACCAAGCAAUCGAUCACCGGAUCAGACCGGCAGCAGUAGCCAUAGCUAUUUCAUAUUCGACGAACUGAGUUCGGCUCUGGCAGCCGAAAGAAACAAUAAUUCGACUCCCAAAACCAGCUCGCAAAAUCUAGUCCUAUCGGUGGUGGGCAAUAAUGAAAGUAUCAUUGCCAAGAUCAAUCAGAUCAACAGUACACAUCACGGAGCUAGCGCAGGCACUGGCCUAUCCUCACCGUCGUCAACAACCGGUGGAGCAUCGUCGCAAACUUCCAUUUCCUCCGUUUCCUCAUCUAGUGGAACAGGAGGAGUCAUGUCGCAGCAACAGCACCACCAAAUUAUGUCCGCCCUUGCGCAGCAAAAGUCUCCUUUCAGUCAACGAUAUUCCUAUGGCAACACUGUCGGUUCCAGCAAUAGUGGCUCUAGCACACUCAACAAUGUUGCCAAUCAAGCAUUCCAGAGUCAACAGACUUCAUUUUCACAGUUCGGAGCAUAUGGUCAAUCGCAAACCGCAACACUGCUCCAGCAAUCUCAGCAAGCGUCGUCUCUCCAGCAGAAGUCUUGUUUCGAUUUACAUAACAAUUUUUUAAGCCUUCAAGUAUAUCAUAGUAUAGCAGCAACUGGCACCACAACGACGACAACGACCACAACCAAUGGCGGCAGUGUGGCCAGCGUCGUCGGUACGGAUAAUUAUCACUUCAAAACGUUGGUUCCAUCGGUGGCAGCCGGAGCCAUCAUCGGUAAGGGUGGCGAAACCAUUGCCUCGCUGCAGAAGGAUGCCGGCGCUCGAGUAAAGAUGUCCAAGGCACACGACUUCUAUCCUGGAACAUCCGAACGAGUAUGUCUCAUUAGUGGCACAGUCGAUGGCAUAUUGACUGUGCUCGAUUUUAUCAUUGAUAAGAUUCGUGAGAAGCCGGACAUUGCCAAGGCACUUACGGAUGCCGACGCUAAACAGGCGGCCGAUCGGGAUAAACAGGUUAAGGUGUUGGUUCCCAACUCCACGGCCGGUAUGAUCAUCGGCAAAGCCGGCGCCUAUAUCAAACAAAUCAAAGAGGAUUCUGGCUCGUACGUACAGAUUUCGCAAAAGCCGAAAGAACUUACCCUCCAGGAGCGUUGCAUCACAAUAAUCGGCGAGAAGGAAAACAACAAGAUUGCAUGCAAAAUGAUCCUGGCCAAGAUCGUCGAAGAUCCCUCAUCCGGUUCAUGCUUGAACGUAUCAUACGCAGACAUCAACGGACCGGUGGCUAAUUUCAACCCCACUGGUUCGCCAUUUGCCGCCUCACAGAAUCCCACUUUCAGCUCCAGUACCGCAUCAUUAAAUUCCGCACUGAGCGGCGCACUACCCGGGGCUUCCGCGGCCGGUUUACUGGUCAACGGCACCGGACUGAAUCUGUCAUUAAAUCUAGGUGCACCAUCACCACAGACUAAUCCUACAGUUACCACACAAUUGCUUGAACAUAUUAAGGGUGCCAUGAGACAGUCCGGUUACUCCGAUGCUGCAACCACAGAACUUCAUGCCGCUCUGGCCGUCCUCGCUAAGUACGGGGUGCUAGGGAUCGGCGUCGGCCUCCAGAAUGGAACACACACAACACCGUUGAGCUUCCUAGGCGUACCGGAACUACAACAGUCGACGGCAGCAGCAGCCGCAGCCACUGCCGCAACCGUCGGGUAUGGUCCCGUUGGUCAGCUGAACCUCGACUCGUACCUGCAUCAGGCAGCCGCCGGAACAGCCACACCACGGACUUCAAUCGAGCGGUACGACCCUAGCUACGACCCGUUCCGCCAUCCCGGCACACAAGCCGCCACACCGAUCUCGAUAAACAACAACGCCUUUGGACUGACCAGUGCCAGUGCGUUGAAUGCUGCUGCCGCAGCCCAGACGAUCGGAUCGCUCAGCAAGAGCCCCACUCCGGCGGAGGCCACCAACAGCAAGGAGAAGAACGUUGAGAUCCCCGAAGUGAUCGUCGGUGCUAUUCUGGGACCUGCCGGUCGCAGUUUGGUCGAAAUUCAGCACCUGUCGGGCGCCAGCAUCCAGAUCUCAAAGAAGGGAAUCUUCGCACCGGGCACCCGUAACCGGAUCGUCACCAUCACCGGUAGCUUAAAUGCCAUCAACGUGGCCCACUACCUGAUCGAACAGAGAAUCCAGGAGGAGGAGCAGAAGCGAGCCUGCCAGACGACAACGGCAGCAGCAGCGUCGGCAGCCAAAACGACCGCAGCAGCUGUGGCUGCAGUCACUCAGUAGAUAACAUCAUUGCGGCAGCAACACGAGACAGAACAACCACAUAUAAACAGAGAGAGAGAAAAUUAUGUUUCGCAAACACUAAACACGUGCAAUUAAGAGAACGGAAAGCAAGAGAAAGAAACAAUGGCAAGCAAGCUAAAUAUGCGAGAUGCGAGAAAGAGUUUUGUAGAGCCAAACACUAAAACAAAAAAAAAACAACACUAGAGCGAACGUAUGUAAUAAUAUUAAUAUACAUAUUAAAGUAAUUGUUAUUUUAGUAGAUAAUCGAAAACAAAAGGUUGAAAAAAGAUAUAAAAUAUGUGAAAAUUUUAACUUCAGUUUAAACUAGUGCUGAAUCUGUAAACGGCAAAAAAUAGUGUAACAGGAGCAGCGUAAAAUUAUAAUUGAAUCGAUUUCACUUACACGCAUAGAAACAUUAACAAGAAUAAACACACAUACACAAAUAAAAAAAUAUGAUAGAUUACAGAAGAGGAAGGUACGCAGUUAGCUCCAAAUUAUAGGGGAAGACUUGUUAUUGGUCGAUUAAAAAACUCCGGAAGAAACAAACAACUAUACGCAAACACACCACAGACAUACACAAACACACCACAGACACACACAGCCAGGUGUAUUGAGACGAAAACCCAUUUUACCAUAUCGCUACAGAGCGCGUACUAAUAUCAGUUAGUUUCGAUUCGCUAAUUAAGUCUUACUUUCAUAUCGCAUAACUUUAGGGGAAACACAGCCGUCGUGCUGUUGUUUUUUAAAUAAUUUCAUAUCUCCAUUUAAAUUGUGGCGAAAGUUUUCUUUUUUUUUUAAAUACGUAUAUCUUGGUUCCGUUGUUUGUCUAAUUUUAAUCAUUGUUUUUGUUUUAGGUUUUUACACGUAUAGGCAUAAACAGAUUCAUAUAUUAUAUUCAUAUUCAUUUUUUUUUGUUUCCAUCCAUUCGGAGGAACAGUACCACACACAGGCCAGGCCUAAAGAUUUUUGUCUCUUUCUUAAGAUAGCAAGCAAGGGAGGUCCCAAGGAUAUUGCGGGUAGGAAUGAUUUUCUGGCGCGGCACCGCAAAUCUUUCUCUCUUUCUCUUGCACAGUUGUAGCAAAAUCUAAACAAAUUGCACCUGUACCAAUUGUAUGCGCAGUUGUUAUUACUAUAAUUAUUAUAAAUGAUACCAUAAAAAACGAGGGACAUUUUGCUAAACGCUGUAUUGUGAAAAGAUUUUAAUAAAUAAAUUGAUUUAUUUACGAUUGCCUCUAAUUUGCCAUUCGGGAUGCACACAUUCUGGUUCAGGUUUCAGUUGGACGGACCGGUUUUCUAAUGUUUAGACGAGAGAAGAGAGAUAGUGAGGGAUAGGGAUUUCAAUUCUGCCAAAACCCAUGCGGAAGUUGAGCCACAGUCAUAGCGAAACAAAAAUGUUGUCGUCUAGGUUACCGGUUUCGAGCGUUACAGAUUCAACAAUUUUUACUAGUUGUCGGUUAAAGUUUAGAUUAGCUUCGAUACAGUCUAUGUAGUAAGAAGAAGAAAUUUGAAAUUAAAACAUAUUUUAUUUACCCUUAAGCGAAAGAAUUAAAAAUUCUUCAUUGAUUUUUUAUCCCUUCAGCUGUAACAAAGAUUAAUUGAAAUAGUUAUAUGUUAUGUCAACAAGUCAAAAUAUACAUUUUUAUCAAUAAACAAAUAAUCCACUACUAGAAAAAAGAGAGAGAACAAAAUGCUAGCAAUUUGUGCAAAGUUAAAGCCCUAAAUAUAUUUUUCGUUGAAAUGCAAUCUGUUAAUGUUAAACCAAAAAGACGUUUUCUUCUUUAUUAUUCUAAUAAACAUUAGGUUCUAGAUACAUUCACAAGGAUACCAUAGCGAUAGUCAAGCAGAGGAAUAGUACAUUCAUUCACAAAACAUACGGUACACAACAGAGCGUCUUAUUUUUAACUUAAGCAAAGCAAACGCAAUCACGAAAAGUCAUCACAACACACUAUUGUUUCACUGCGCUCUUGUUUUAUUCGACUCUCCCCGCCACUUCUGUUUUCCAUUGAACCAGUUAUUUAUGAACAACAACCACAUCACUGUUACAAACAUUUGCGUAAUAAACCAUCCAUUACAAUGCUGAAAACAUCCAAACAGAACAUGUAACACAGUUAUGCCUAUUAGUAUACUGACCAUCGAAACUGUUCAAAGUAACAACAGUCCGAGAAGUCAUUUUUUCCAUAUAGUCUUCGCCACUGAGCCACAAACAGAGGUUGUCAGAUGACAACUUCGAACAGAAGGAAGGAAGAAGAAGAGCAGUUCAUUUUCGAUUCAAAGUUUUUCUCUCCUCUUAAAACAAAACCACACAUCCCCACACAAGCAGAAGAAACGAAAAAAAAAAACUAUUUAUAGCCAAUUUUUCCCCUUUUAAACCAUAAACUUUAAAAGUAUGUAGCUAAUAGGAAGAAGCCGUUGUUUAUUGAGCGAAGGAAGAACUAAAAGUAAACACACACACACACAUAACAAAAUAAAAUGAUAUGUAACUAGGGGCAUGCAAGGUUAUACAAGCCGUGUACCAACAUCUCUCGGAUUUUAGGCCUUUUUAAGCCACGUUAGGGGUCACGUUUAAGUUUUUUAGAUUAGAUUUAAGCUUUUCAGAAGUUUCAAUCUGAUCAAAAAAGCUUUGAACAGAGAUUCACUAACACUCAGCAAAAAGAUGUUGGUCACACGUUUUAUAGAGUAAUCGUAUAACGUUGCAUUUCCCUGUAUUAAACAUACACGGACGAGGAAAAUUGAAGGAAACGAAAAACUAAAACACACACAAGUUUCGAGUCGGAAGGUUAAACCUUCUAGUGUAGAGUUGUUAUCUGGCACGAAUCACACACAAACAAAUGCAUACAUACACACGCUCUAGCAUGCGAAUAGUUCAUUAUGAUUUUGUUUUACAUUUUACUUGAUAUUCUGCGAUCAAUGAAUUCAGAAUUAAAAAUAUUAAAAUCUUUUAUUAAUAUAAAUAUUAAUAUUAAAUAUAUUUUAUUAGAAACAAAAAUGGAGAAUAUACGGGAUAAAGCGAGUUGAAAAAAACGAACAAAACCUGCGCCUGCGCCUUAUUUUAGUCUGUAGUUCUUCAUUCGGACAUCUUCAUGCAUUCAUCCAAUCGACCAUUUCAUUCUUCAUUUUAAUAUCGUCUCUAAGCGUCACCGGCCACAGUCUUCAUUUGACUGAUUUCUAUGAGUUUUUCGUCGCCUAGUUUCUACGUUUUCGAUUGCCUUCCUUUGUACAGGAACAGUGAUGUCAGCUAAUGAUAUGCCAGGUUGCUUUGAAGGUAAUUCAUCAGGUCGUCAACAUCAACUCAGGUGACCCUUAGACUAUUUUCGACAGUAUGGCUGUUCAAUGAAGUAUAGUCGAAACGGGUCGAAACAAGUAGAAAUGGAUUGACAGUUGAUCACCUGUCUCUUUCCAAAUGACUUCGACCGAUUUCUACCAGGUCGAAACAAAUCCUGCUGCCGAGCUGGAUUGGUUUCGACUAGUUUCUACUUGCUCCAUUGAACAACGACCUGACUAGUUUCGACCAAAACAUUGGCUCGUUGAACAUCUACCAGUUGAUAGAAACCAGUUGAAACCGAUUUUUACCAACCGUUGAACGAAGCUAGUAUUUGGCUUCCCAUACCUUUUGUUAAGGAUCAAUUUAAAGUAAGUAUGGUGCAAUCUACAUUCGAAGUUCAUCUGUGUUUGAAAUGUUUUGAAGAUUUUUAAGUCAUCGUUCUGCAAUGCCUCAUGGAAGAUAUUCCACAUGGAAUGUGCCAUCAUGGAAGAUCGGAGACUACAAAGAACGAUUUAAUCUCGUGGAAUAAUGUUGUUAGAUUUUGUGGUGACUCUCUUUUCUUUUUUCGGUCCGAAUUUCAGCGCGACAGUUCUCGGUAAAAUUCGUUAAUAGACUGAGGGAAGAUUUCUCAUUUUCUCUGCGAUGUAGCCGGGUAGCCGUCCACAAACAUCAAUACCAACACCAAUCAGUUGACUGUUCAUACACGCUCAAACAAUUAAACUGAAUUUGAGUAGUAUACGAUCCAAACUGAAACUCAAUUUUGUUUAGUAAAUGAUAAAGUUAAGAUUCAUUAAUUCAUGUUUUAUUAUGAAUUUCUUAUUCUCGUACACUCCACUACCACAGAUUGAAUUUAUAAAUAGGGGAGAGUGGGGAUACUUGAUCCCCUUUUCUUAUUUUCACCAUAUCUUUUUGGAAAAAUUUAGCAACUCGCCGUCUUUGACAUUUUCUGACAGCUUGUAACUUCAAGUUUCUAUGCUCCAAAAAUUAGAACGAUACUUGAACCCGUUGAUUAACUAGAAGCAUUUUCGUGGGAGUAAAAAAAUUGCGAUUUUUUUUGAAGUUAGGGGAGACUUGUUCCCCUAUUGAAGGAGACUUGAUCUUUUAUUCAGGAAGCCCUAAUCCUUGCAUAAAAAUCAAACAAAACCCCAAGAUAGAAUGUUAAUUGACUAUUUUGGUCAUGUUUUUUCUCAUUUCACAAUUUAUAGCAGACAUAAGAAGAAAAUUCUAUAACUUUGUCUCAACGCUAAUAACAUUGCAUACUUAAAGGCGCUAUUUGUUAUAAUUAAGAGAAAAUUAAUUAUUUUUGCUCUUUUCUUCAGACAAUGGUUUGAUAAAUAUUAGUUUUUGGAUAAAUAUUAGUAAUUUCGUAAUCAGCAAUCAUAUCGAUCAAUUCAGAAGAAGAAUAUGCCGUUUGGAAGGAGGAUCAAUUGUACCCAACUCUUGGGGAUCAAUUGUACCCAUAAUCAACAUUUUAGAAAACUUUUUCUGAAAAAAGUUGAAAGUUUUCCAUUGCUUUGAAAAUAUGGCAUUAUGAAGUUCAUUUUACGCUCGAACGGUUGAUACAUUGGAACAAAUAUUUUUUUCAUAAUUUUCCCAUGUAAGGAACAUUUGGAAGUGAUGAAAAAAGAUCUUCAAGUUACAUUUUUUGAAAUUUUUCAAACAAAGUUCAAUUACUCAAACAAUUAUUUUGUUAAAAAAUUUUAAACUACAAGCAUUGUUACUUUGCUCAUUUUGUCACAUUUUUCUAGAACAUUUGAUCUUUGUAAGACAUUCCAGUUUUGAGAUAUAGCUAAGGAAUCAAGUAUCCCCAGGGAUCAAGUAUCCUCAUUCUCCCCUACAUCUACACAACAUAAAUAAUAUGUUUUUGUUGCACCAAUUUGUUUUCAAAUUCUAUCGCUAAUGAUCGGCGGGUGCAGAAAUAAGAAUCGUUACAGCCCGUUAGCCAUGUUGUAUACAUAGUCAGAAACACAGUCAAACACACACACACACAAAUGAAUUUAUAAAACAAAUACACGCGAGAAGAGAUGAUAGAUAUUUUAAGGGUAGAGGAUUCCCUCGGCUAAACGACUCAGUUCUGCCUAGAGGAAUGACCCCGCCAGAAAACAUGGGAUUAGAUUAUAUUGCCAAAAUGUGGAUCGUGCAAUCGCGUGACGGAAGCCUACAAUAGACGCAACAGAGAUAGUACAAUAUAAUCAACACAUUUACAUACAUUACAUGUUAAUAAAAAAAAACUUGUCAACAACAACAGAUUGCUGCACCCAGGAUUGAGUCCGCUCGAGUUUCCAUCACUUACACGUUUCAUCACUAAUUAUUUUUUACUUACGUUCAUCUGUAGAGCAUACAAUCGCAUCAAUUCUCAUCUCUUUAUGCUUCAAGAGAAAUUUCUUGUACUAACACAAACGCAACCUAGCCGAAAAUGUCGACCUUGUAAUCGAUAGAAAAGAAAAAAACAAAAUAAAAGAAGCCUAUUAAAACCUAGAUUUUCAAAACCCUUCACUCACAUGGGUAAGUUGCAAUGUCCAUCUGGGCACAUCGAAGGAGAAAUAAUCGGGUUUGAAAAAAAUUCUAUAUUGAAAGAGAACGACUAAAACACUAGAACAAAAAUUGCACAGCCGACUAUUUCUCACAUUGUACACACCCACAUUCAAUAAAGAAAAUUUAAAAAUCAUACUAGAACUCUCAACAGAACAUGUUUAUAUUCAAAUGAAAAAAAAGUUGUGAUGGUAGACAAUUCUAUUGCUGUUAUUUGUUGGAGUAAGAAUACACACUACACUAGAACUUAAAAAACAGUACGAAAGAGAAAGUAAAGGAUAUAAAAUGAACGCAGUAUAGCAGAGAUCUUUUUUUUAAACAAAAGUUUCAUCUAAGUGAGUUUAAACUUUAUUCUUGUAGAGGUAAAAAAAUGUUGACUUGUUUGUUUUUCAAUUUAUAAACAUCGACUAACCUGUUUCAAAUCGUAAAAUACACAUAUAGUUCAGUUGAGUACUUUCCUUAGAGCUGUUAGUUCCUCCGCGUUCGUUAACAUUGACGUUAAUUUUUCUCCAUUUGUAUAUACUUAUAUAUUAAAAUAAAUAAUUGGAUAAAGUUCCAUUUCGUUCGGCAUCUGAAAAAAUUAUCACAUAGUUACUUGUGUUAAGGCAAAAGAUGGGGGCAAAAAAUUGAUGGAAAAUAAGUACCUAUAUGUGUAGAGAGCAUAACAAAAAACAUUCAUUCAUUGAAAAAAAUUAGGAUUAAUAUAAUGCAUAAAAAUUUACUGAUUAUACCAUGAAACAUAUUAGGUCAUUUUUAAAUUUUAUCCCAUAAUCGAUCAAAAUACCUAAAAUAGCAUAAUAAUGAGAAAAGAAAAAAAAAUGUCCCUUCUGAUCAUCAGAGAGAUAAUUAUUUAAUAGUGAAAGAAAAAGUUACAUCAUUCAUGUUUUUUUCUAGCAUGAUAUACUUCUACCAUCCAAUUGACGAAAAACAGACGUUAUUCUAGAGCCCAACUCUAUCGUCAACCAUGGUAUUGGCCGAAUGUUUCCAUACACAGUGUAAUACAAAAACAACUAAAUCCAUAGACAAAUAUCAACCUCUGGAAGCGUUCGGACAAAUGGGCAAAAUCAAACUAAAUUGACACAAAUGGAUGUGGAAAAAAUAUUUUUAUAGAGUAAACCAAACUAUAAGAAAAAAUCGUACAUGAAAAAUCAUUUCAAAUACAACUUUCCAGAAUCUUUGUAGUCCUCUUUACGAAAUGAGAAAAAAAAAGUUUAAAAAAGAAAAGUCUUAUAACUAUUUAUAUUUAUAAGCCGUAAUAAAAUAAAACCACUACGAAUAUUUAAAAAUUAUUUUAAAGUAAUGCAUCAGCAGCAACAAAUUAAACUUCAAUACUAAUCAAAUUAAACGGAACAAAAAAGGGGAAAAAACAAACAUCAACACCUUCGUUAUGUUAUAGCUCUAUUGUGACGUUUUAUCAUUUUCCAUGUGUUCCGAAACCCCUCUCUAAUACAUGCAUAGGCACACAAUCUGUUAAUAUUCGCAGUGUUUGUAAAGAAAAUAAUAGACAAUACUUAGAUGCAAAAAACUAGUUCAUUUAGAAAUGUAACUUUUAAGUAGCGAAAUCUGGUCCGAUCUGAUUAUUGAUCGUCAAUAGCCGAAAAAUUCAAAGUUCUUUUUUCCACACACAUUUCAAUUUCACCUGCUUUUCAAUACUCCUUCAAAUCACUCCCGCAAACCACUACAACAACGUAAACGUAAUUACUACUUCCUGUUUUUGCGCUCCACAUUUCUCUCCCUACUACCUACUUGUAGAGCUUCGGCAUCAGGAAAACCACGUUAUGGAAAAGUAAAAACAUCAAUGCAAAAUAGUCCUCAUUGCUGAUUUUUAGGCAAACGAAAUAAAAAAGAACAAUUAUGAAAGUAUCAAAAAAGUUCCACUAUCUGAAAGCAAACUGUUUAAGCAAAACACUGUUUCACAUCUACGUAAACUUACAAACUAAUAAAAAUAAAGCAUGCUGCAUCGAAUUUGCAAAACCAAACAAACAAAUGUUUACAUACAAGCAGAAACAUAGCGACUCUUCCUUGCAUCCCUUUCAUGAUGUUUUACUACUCUCAUUAACUAUAAAAUAGCAGGACAAAACAAAACAAUUAAAAAAAAAAACGACAUAGAUAGAGUGAAAAUGUUUUUAGGAAAGAAAAGUGAACUAUCGUUUAUCUCUAUUGAAUGAAAUCAAGCAGAAAGAGAGAACACGUAAAAGAAAUCAGAGUCUAAACAAAGUUUUUAAAAUUGAAAGUAAAACAUACACACACCAAUGGAAUGAAAAAUGAAAUGAAAUAUUAAACAUACGACAACAUCAUAGACAAAAACCGAAGAAGAAAUUGAUUCAUUCGAGGAAAAAGAGAACAUGAAAUGUAGUAUUAAGUGGAGAAAAGAGUAAACAAAAUAUAUAAACCUUAAUCAUACAAAACAAACCCCUUAAACAGUUACCGUUCAAAACAAAACAACAAGAAAACAAAAAAAAACUAUCAAAUACAACAGUAACAUAAGAAUAAAAUCACCAAACCAUUUGUUUUGCUUCAUUUUUCACAUCACAUCUCCCCUAGCGCCGUCCAUAGACACGUUCAUCCGUUCAGCUCAUCCCAUCACCAGCCGUUACAUUCAACCGGGCACAGAUUUUGGAAAAUUGCUGUUAAAUUGUAGAAUUCAUUACUUUUUCUUUUUUUAAUACGUCAACUUUUCUUAGAAAUGGGCACACAUUAUAGGCGAUUCAAGUUUCUCUCCUUAGAAAACCCACAAAAUUUGUCAAAAGUUAGAUUUUAUUUUAGCUGCAUCUCACUCGCACUCAUGCAAAACCGACUCGGCAGCGCUUCCAACGGCAAGUUGAUUCGAGGGUCACUUUUUUGGAUUACUUACUUUGAUUUGAUGAAAAGCAAAAGUAACAUUUGAUUUCCAUUAACUUGCAGCAAAUAAUUAAUGCUUUUCUUUGUCCAAUCUUAAGCUUUCUGAAGCCUUAAAGUUACAAAAAAAGUACAAUGACACAAUAUAGAACCGAAAUCGAAAAAGUCUACCUACAGAACUGAAUGUGUGGAUCAUUUUUAAAUGCUAUCUGUGCCCAAAAUUUCUGUCGACAAGAAAACUUGGUGUUUGCAUCAUUUUACCCUAUUUCAUUUUCAGCAUCUCGGCAUCAUUCGAUUAAAAAUGAAGUUCCAGCCCUCUAGCGAAACCAUCACUAUUGAAACCUGUCCCCAACAGAUACAUCAUCGCAACACCACAUCCAUCAGCCCGGCACGUAUCGAAUACCCUCAUCUCAACCAAUUUGCAAACAUACUAUUUGCAGUUUCCGUUAUUCCUAUACAGAUAAUUCUGAUGUUUCAAAACACAAUACCCAAGCCCAUUCGAAAGAUAGAAUCAGCUACAAAUCUCAACACCUUUUUUCAACAUCAAAACACAACCGAAAACACGCCCCGCAGAAAUUUAUCGCAGGCACACAAACAAAUUUAUGUCUAAAACAAAAAAAAACAAAGCAAAGCAGACAAGGGAGUAAAAACAGAAAUUCUAUCCGUCAAAAGUUUAAUACAACAAAAAUUCAUAUUUGUACAACUUACAUUGACAUAUUCAAUAACAAAAGAAAAAGAGAAGGCAAAAAAACAAAGCAAAGGCGUUCUUAGCCAGGGAGACUUGCGAAAGUCAGAGAAUACUAGAUUAAAUUAAACCAAAGCAGGCAGCGAUCGACAUUUCAAUCUUUAAACAAACUGUAGGGCAAACGAAGCCGAAGUGUUUCCAUAAAUUCAAAAAAUAAAACAAUAGAGCAGGGCCCGCUCUUCAUUCCAUCCUCGUCGCGUCGCCAAACGGUGGUGUCGGUUUAAACGAAACAACAACUAAAAUAAACCAUACGCGAGAACAGAAGCUAUAAAAGACGAAAAAAAGAUAGUGAAAGAAAAACAGUCAACCAGAGCGAGAAAAAGCGAGUGCAGUUCUAAAAUGUAUAGUUCAAUUACUAACUAAUUUGAAGCAGGAGCAAAGACUCACAGCUAGCAGAAACAGAUGAGUCGAAGACAAGUAACAAAACGUACAACAAACGGUCAAGGUGUGCGAAAGCAAGCAAGCAAACUGCGCUUCGCAGCUAGAGAAGGGGAAACGAUAAGUUUCAAACAAAUAACGGUCAAGCGCAAUGCAACGUGUCGUCUGAAGCGAAAAGACGAUCUAGAGGCUAUGACGUGAGGCUAGAUAAACAAUAGGUAAACGAGAGCGAAAGAAUGGUGAACAUUUGUUAAAUAAUGUUUAAUAUUUAAAUAUCAAAAUAAAAAUUGUAUUGAAAAAUAAAAACAUUCGAAA
Messenger RNA from Uranotaenia lowii, 14749 nucleotides. RefSeq names its product RNA-binding protein Pasilla (gene pasilla). Gene Ontology annotation, molecular function: mRNA binding. NCBI's taxonomy places the organism in Eukaryota, Metazoa, Arthropoda, Insecta, Diptera, Culicidae. Bases 2379 to 4679 code for a protein of 766 amino acids. Gene Ontology annotation, biological process: regulation of alternative mRNA splicing, via spliceosome; mRNA splicing, via spliceosome. Gene Ontology annotation, cellular component: nucleus; cytoplasm. The record is from RefSeq and is a predicted model, not a curated record. The transcript is spliced from 7 exons.